Molecule: messenger RNA, 924 nt
Organism: Dipodomys spectabilis (banner-tailed kangaroo rat)
Lineage: Eukaryota; Metazoa; Chordata; Mammalia; Rodentia; Heteromyidae
Product: olfactory receptor 14A16-like
Exons: 1
Coding region: 1-924 (307 amino acids)
Biological process (GO): G protein-coupled receptor signaling pathway
Cellular component (GO): membrane
Molecular function (GO): odorant binding; olfactory receptor activity; G protein-coupled receptor activity
Source: RefSeq, a predicted model, not a curated record
AUGGACAACUCCACCUCUGGGAGCACUUUCUUCCUCACAGGGUUCUCCACAGUCCCAGAGCUCCAGAUCUUGCUUGGCCUGGUCUUUUCCAUGAUUUACCUGGCAGCGGUCCUUGGGAACCUUCUCAUCAUCAUUCUCACCACCCAGGAUCGCAGGCUGCACACUCCCAUGUACUUCUUCCUGAAGAACUUGUCCUUUCUUGACCUCUGCCUCAUUUCCAUCACUGUUCCCAAAUCUAUCACCAACUCUCUGCUCAACACCAACACCAUUUCCUUCAGUGGAUGUGUUUCCCAGGUCUUUUUCUUUUUCUUCUUGGCUACGACGGAAGUAUCUCUCCUGACAGUGAUGUCCUAUGAUCGCUAUGUGGCCAUCUGCUACCCACUGAGAUAUGAGAUCCUCAUGAGCCACAGGGCCUGUGUGCAGAUGGCUGCCUCCUGUUGGGUCAGCGGAGGUCUUAAUGCGAUUCUUCACACAGCUGCUACCUUCUCUGUCCCCAUAUGUGGGCCUCAUAAUAUUCACCAGUUCUUCUGUGAUGUCCCACAAUUGCUUUCCCUGUCCUGUUCUUACAACAUUGGAGAAAUUGUAGUCAUUGGGCUCAGCCUAGUGUUAGACUUUUGCUGUUUUGUGUUCAUUGAUGUUUCUUACGUUCACAUUUUCAUUGCUGUAUUGAACAUGCCCUCCAAAGAAGGCAGAGCCAAAGCUUUCUCUACAUGCCUGCCUCACCUCAUGGUUGUAACUCUCUUUCUCUCUUCUGGGACUUUUGCUUAUUUACGCCCACUGCCUAAGUCUCCAUCAACCUUUGAUUUGAUCGUUUCUGCUUUCUACACUGUAGUGCCACCCACUGUGAAUCCCCUCAUCUAUAGCCUGAGAAAUAAGGACAUGAAGAUGGCUCUAAGGAGGUUGAAAGCCAUUUCUGUCCUUUGA